AUGGCAACUAAGAAAAAAAGCAGGAUAAAUGGAAAAUUAAAAAAAAUUGAUAAUAAAAAUAAAAAAAUAGAUAAAUAUAAAAAUGUAGACGAAAUUGCAAAGGAAGCCAUAAAAAAAACAAAUGUAAUAUUAAUUAAAAAAAAAGGAAUGAGUCCAGAAAUCAAAACUCUUUGUCGAGACAUAACAGAUAUGUUUAAUCCAUAUUGUAUAGUAUUUUAUAUUAACAAAUUAAAAAAUGCAAAUGAAAUAAAUAAUAAAUUAAAAGAAUUAAGUUAUCAAUUUUCAAUUUCUAUUUAUUUGCAAAAUCUUAAAUUAUUUUAUAAAAUUACAAGUAAUUAUACAAAAUUAGCAAUAACAUUAAUGAUUCGAAGUUAUACAGGAUCAUCUAUAGUUAAAUCUGUUUAUUCAAAACAUUUAGCUAUUGAUUAUAAAAAAUUAAAACCUUUACUUAUUUUAAAAAAUUUUAAUAACACCAAAAAUCCAGAAUUGGAAAAUUAUUUAAUUAUUGUACAAAAUGUUUUAAAAAAUUUAUAUCCAAGUGUAAGUUUGGCCAAUGAUUUUACACACAAGCCACGAAGAAUUUUAUUAUAUUGUUAUAACGCUAGUGAUAAUACUAUAUAUUUUAGACAAUAUGCAACAAAUUUUAAAAAAAAUGCCCUUGAUAAAAUUAUAGGGAAAGCUUAUCAAAUUGAAGGCUCGAAUGAAAAUAUCGAUAUAUAUAAAUAUAUUUCGAACAAACUUAUUAAUAAUAAUAAUGAUGAUAAUGAAGACAAAGACAAUGAACAUAAUUUACUAGAAAUUGGCCCACGUAUUAAUUUUGCUAUAUAUAAAAUCAUGGAUCAGGAUAAUGUGAUAUAUUCAAUGCCGACGAUGAAUUGA
Molecule: messenger RNA, 879 nt
Organism: Plasmodium vinckei vinckei
Lineage: Eukaryota; Apicomplexa; Aconoidasida; Haemosporida; Plasmodiidae
Product: BRIX domain, putative
Exons: 2
Coding region: 1-879 (292 amino acids)
Biological process (GO): rRNA processing
Molecular function (GO): rRNA binding
Source: RefSeq, a predicted model, not a curated record